This is a messenger RNA of Elgaria multicarinata webbii, 1938 nucleotides long. RefSeq names its product solute carrier family 29 member 4 (gene SLC29A4). Gene Ontology annotation, biological process: nucleoside transmembrane transport. Gene Ontology annotation, cellular component: plasma membrane. Gene Ontology annotation, molecular function: monoamine transmembrane transporter activity; nucleoside transmembrane transporter activity. Bases 1 to 1587 code for a protein of 528 amino acids. NCBI's taxonomy places the organism in Eukaryota, Metazoa, Chordata, Lepidosauria, Squamata, Anguidae. The transcript has 10 exons. The record is from RefSeq and is a predicted model, not a curated record.
AUGGGUUCUGUAGGAGGAGACCACUUCAAGGACAUCAGUCCCGUGGUGACCCCUGAAGGCAAUGUGGUGAUGAGCUUCAGCUUCGACAGCUACCAGCUGGAAGAAGAGGAGCUUCAGGCAAAAGGGUGUCAAGCAAAGGGAGUUCUCACCUUCAUGGAGCCAGUCUGUGAAGAACCAGAGCCCCAGGAUCGGUACCAUGGGAUUUACUUCGCCAUGCUGCUAGCAGGAGUGGGAUUCCUCUUGCCUUACAACAGCUUUAUUACAGAUGUGGACUAUCUUCAUCACAAGUACCCAGGGACUUCUAUCGUGUUUGAUAUGAGCCUUACUUACAUCUUGGUCGCCUUGGUUGCAGUCAUCCUCAACAACGCCCUUGUAGAAAUGCUCAGUCUCCACACCAGGAUUGCUGUGGGGUACCUAUUUGCACUGGGACCCCUUCUGUUUGUGAGCAUCUGUGAUGUCUGGUUGGAUCUUUUUCCCCGACGGCAAGCCUAUGCCAUCAACCUCAUUGCAGUGGGCGUCGUGGCCUUUGGUUGCACAGUGCAGCAAUCCAGUUUCUAUGGCUACACUGGGAUGUUGCCGAAGCGGUACACCCAAGGUGUGAUGACCGGCGAGAGCACUGCUGGAGUCAUCAUCUCUCUGAGCCGGAUCUUCACCAAACUCCUCUUGUCGGACGAGAAGGAGAACACCAUCAUUUUCUUUUUCAUCUCCAUCAGCCUGGAGUUCACCUGCUUCAUCCUCCACCUUUUGGUGAAGCGGACCCAUUUUGUAAAAUACUAUACUGCUCGCUCCCGCGACGGAGCACCUGACCUCAAAGGGGCUGUGGACAAUGGCACCGGAUACAGAGUCCACCAUGACGUCACCGCAGAAGACAUCAGAUUCGAGAAUCGGCCUCGCGGACAAGAGGUCUUCCCUCCCGACACCUUUGGGCAGGAAGGCGAGCUGGCCGGCAGUGGUACCUACAUGCGAUUUGACGUCCCUCGGGCCAAAAUCAAAAGCAGCUGGCCGAGCUUCAGAGAUAUGAUGCUGCAUCGCUACAUCGUCUCCAGGGUAAUCUGGGCCUACAUGCUCUCCAUAGCGAUGACUUAUUUCAUCACGCUGUGCCUCUUUCCUGGGCUGGAAUCCGAAAUCCGGAACUGUACUCUCGGAGAGUGGCUUCCCAUUCUGAUCAUGGCUAUCUUCAACCUCUCGGACUUUGUGGGCAAGAUCCUGGCUGCCUUGCCUUAUGACUGGAGAGGAACCCAUCUUCUCAUCUACUCUUGCCUGCGAGUGGUCUUCAUCCCCCUGUUCAUCAUGUGUGUUUAUCCCAACGGGAAGCCCACCUUUAGCCACCCUGCCUGGCCUUGCAUUUUUUCCCUCCUCAUGGGGAUCACCAACGGAUAUUUCGGCAGCGUCCCCAUGAUCCUGGCAGCUGGGAAAGUGAGCCCGGAGCAGAGAGAAUUGGCAGGUAACACCAUGACUGUAUCCUAUAUGACAGGGCUGACGCUGGGUUCCGCAGUGGCCUAUUUCGCCUACAGCCUCACCAGCACGUCUCACAGUAGCUGCUUCCGCACCGAAACCUACAACGGCUCGAUCACGGCAGGGUACUGAGCGGGAGUUCUCCAAUGGCUGCAUUUCACCCAUGGGCUGCAGGCAAGCUGGAGAGAGAUGUGGUGGUGGUGGGGAGAUCCUGUGAAUCUAUCGCCCUACAGGAGGAGUAGCUCCAGACGCUUUGGUGCCGACGGUGGAAAACCCAAACGACACCCUCACUCACACACAUACUGAUUUUGCAUGGGUCACGCUCCGUCGGGACGUCCUCUGGUACGAGUCUUGUUGAAAUGAACAGCCAGUUCAUUCCAACUGGGUUGAUGCAGGAUCCCUUUCCCAUGGGCUGAAUCUGGCCGUGUCUGAUGCUGCCACCCUUAGGGGCUUCCAACUCCAUCAUGAUGAGGCCGCCAUCUU